Messenger RNA from Cricetulus griseus (Chinese hamster), 4440 nucleotides. The record is from RefSeq and is a predicted model, not a curated record. NCBI's taxonomy places the organism in Eukaryota, Metazoa, Chordata, Mammalia, Rodentia, Cricetidae.
CCGACUGAAACCGCUACGGGCCAGGAAGCAGCCAUGAAGUUUCGCGCCAAGAUCGUGGACCUGGCUUGUCUGAAUCACUUCACACGUGAGCUGGCAGGGCCGCGGGGAGCGAGCGGAGAGUGCGGCCGCAGCCCUGAGUCAGUAACAUGAUAGCCAAACUUGCCAAAACAUGCACCCUCCGCAUCAGCCCGGAGAAGCUGAACUUCAUCCUUUCGGACAAGCUGGCCAGUGGUGGGGUGAGCAUGUGGUGUGAGCUGGAGCAGGAGAACAUUUUUAGUGAGUUUCAAAUGGAAGGUGUCUCUGCAGAAAACAAUGCGAUUUAUUUAGAAUUAACAUCAGAAAACUUAUCCAGAGCCUUGAAGACUGCCCAGAACGCCAGAGCCUUGAAAAUCAAGCUGACUAACAAACACUUUCCCUGUCUUACUGUGUCUGUAGAACUGCAGUUGUCCUCAUCAAGCAGUAGUAGAAUUGUGACACAUGAUAUUCCCAUAAAGGUCAUUCCUAGAAGAUUGUGGAAGGACUUACAAGAACCAUCUGUCCCAGACUCUGACGUAAGUAUUUAUUUACCAGCCCUGAAGACUAUGAAGAGUGUUGUAGAAAAAAUGAAAAACAUCAGUAAUCACCUGGUUAUUGAAGCAAAUCUAAAUGGAGAACUGAACCUAAAGAUAGAAACUGAAUUGGUAUGUGUGACAACUCAUUUUAAGGAUCUUGGAAACCCCCUAUUAUCCUCUGAGAGUGCCUCUCAAAGCAGACACCCAGAAGACAUGGCUGAGGUGCACAUUGACAUAAAGAAACUCCUCCAGUUCCUUGCAGGACAACAAGUGACUCCCACCAAGGCUGUGUGCAAUAUUGUGAGUAACAGAAUUGUUCAUUUUGAUUUGCUUCUGGAAGACAUCUCCCUUCAGUAUUUCAUCCCAGCCUUGUCCUAGCACCAUGUCAGCAAGCUUGGCAGCAGAGACCUUUGUUGUGAUGAGAGAAGCACUGGAUGGUGUGGUCAGUCACCUGUCUGUCCUUACAGCACCAUAGACUUGUACUGGGCUAUGCUGCUUGAAGCAGAGAUGGAAUUAAUGAAGCACAGUUGGAUAAUCAUUCUUUCGUAUUACUCAAGACCAGCACCUGUCCCUCCUCCCCUUGGUCUAAGACAUUAAGAAGAAAAGAUAGAAUUUGUUUUUAUAGGGUCUUUUGUUGUUUUGUUUUCCUCUGGUGCUUGAGAUGAGAGCAGGACCUUAUGUGUGCUAAGCACCUGCUCUGCACUGAGUUGCUACCCAGCCAUAUCUAGUAUGUGACUAGCAGAUUGUCACUAAAGUUGCAAAAGUCAUCAUAUGUAUAGAAUUGGUGUUGCAGUCAGAAUUCACAUGUGUACUACCUAGCUAGUUUCCCGCUCAGUCCCCGGUACAGCGCAGCUGUCUGCUUUCAAGGUUUAGCAUGCUCAUCCCCCCCCCCCAAGUCUGGGUGCUCAAGACAUACUGGACAGUCCCUCUGUCCCUGGCCAUGUGCCUGGUUUCUCGCAACACUGAGUAUACAGCUGCAACAUGUAAAGCCUUGCCCAACUUACUGAAGAUUCAAGUUCACUUCCUUCUCACUGCCUGCAGAUUCUCACAGCUGGGGAACCUGCAGAGCCAGAGACCUGAAGGCCAGCCCAGACAACCCACUUCCCAUCUUGAACUUGUCCUUCUGUGUACUUUCUGCCUGAGCCAACUUUGGUUUUAGGUUAUAACCUAUUUUCCUCUUUCAUAGUACUCAAGAUCAAACCCAGGACUGGGUGCGUGCUAGGUAAGCACUCAAUGCCAAACUAUAUACCCAGUCAUUUAAAAUAUAAUUAUUUUGUGUGGUUCUCUAAAGCACAUGGUGUUUUGCAUAAAGUAGUUGAAGCUUGGGCAUCAUGGAUGAGGCUGUGUUCUGCUCCUGUAUUGGGGCUGGCUCAUCCUGGAGGGUGUGCUUUCUCCAAAAACAUCUCAGCAGGCUUCCUCUUUUAACUAGGUGUCAGGUAACCCAUGAAGUGGUAUCAGAACUGUUUUCAUGUUACAGAAUUAAGACCUAAAUUGCCUAGGGUAAGAUUUGAAGGGGGGGAGGAACAAAAUAGAGCAUUUUUUUUUUUGGCUUUUUCAUAUUUAGGGAAUUUACUAUUUCUCAAGUGCUGCUAGGAUUAUUUGUUUCAGUUUCUAUUAGACAGGUUCCCAUGUAGUUCAAGCUGUAGCCAAGAUUAGCCUUGAACUCCUGAGCCUCCUACUCCCAAGUGUUGAAAUGACAGAUGUGAGCUGCCACAACUCUGGCUCUGAUAUUUAAUAAGAUAUAUUUAAUUAAACUAACAUGUCAAAAUUAGGGAUUCUUUAAUUGUUUAAGCAUUUCUCUCUUCUUUGGCUUGUAAUGAAAGGCAGUCCAGGUGCCAUGAUAAAGCCUCAAAAUCAUGAUGCAAAUGAAAUUUCAGGAAGUUCCCUAUGAAGUUCGUGUUUUUUGUUUUUUUUGGGUUUUUGUUGUUGUUGUUGUUGUUGUUGUUGUUGUUGUCAAACUGUCAGUGCCUCACUAGUGACUAAUGUCACUGCCAUGUUGCAUACUGAUGGCCAUGACUUUGCUUAGUAACAACAUGGGGAAGAAGAAUCCUUCAUGGCAGUCAAGAGGUUGUGGUCUUUCUGGUUCUUGUCACAACUCUUUGCAUGGUGUUCACAGCUUGUAUCUCACAGAGCUGUAGUCAAGGGAGGGGGCUCUGGGAGUGGGGUCUUGAGAACUUGGAGCUACUUUGUGGAACCCCAUCCUGAGGUGAAACUGGGUGAGAGCAAGAAGCUUAGCCGUGUGUAGAAGGAGCGUGAGCUCUGAGGGUUGGAGACUCGUUUUCACUUACCCUGAUGGCCUGGGACUUGAAGCUUGAAGAGUACUUUCCUGAAUGUUAGAACCACUAAGUUACCCUGACCUUACCUGCCAGGGCUCAGAACCCACAUGGUAGCCAUGUCUUGAACUGAGAUUUAAGACUGUCCUAAGACAGUCAGGGAUACAGAAGAAUUCUUAAUGCAGCCACUCGUGCCAAUGUCCAAGCGGCCUUGUUAUCCUGUGACCCUCCCCUGGUCCAUCAGAGACCUUCCUACCCAUCAGGUCUCCAGUGGUCCUUCCCUGUAUCCUGCCACAAAGAAACAUGUUCUUGGAAACCUGAAAAGCACUUCUACAUUAGUCUUGAGGCAGGAAUACUGGUUCUUUCACCAGAUGCAGUGGCCGAUAACAUCUUGGUAAAUGUCAUCCAGUUGGCGGAGUAUCCAUUGUGAUGAAUAAAAUUCUGUGCUUUUUUAUUUUAAAGCCUUUAUUGGGAUAUCAAAGUGCACAGCCUAGAGGUUCCUUUUUGAUGGUUCAGUAAUGCCGUUGUUCCCCACCUUUCAUUCUGUGCUUUCUCUCCUGGAAAACCUUGCUUGUUCUGGACAGUUUUCUAACCUCCUCCCAGGCCUCUGGUAACCACCAUCUUUACUAUUGCUGUAAGGGCCCAAUAGGAGGUUCUUGACCCUCAUAGUUCUAGAUCAGCAUCUGUAUAUUGAAUACAUAUUUACCUCUACCUUCAUAACAUGGCUUUGUCCAUGACCUUGCUUUGACAAAGUGUGGCUCCUAGCAUUCUUCACAUUUCCAUUGCAGUGAGUCUGGUCAUGUUUCUUCAUCCUAAUGGCCCUGAGUAGGCUAUCUCUGUUCACACUGUCCCCAAGAGACCAGAUGCAGAAGAGACCAGACCCAAGUAGGUCUCCUACAAAGUCUCAGAAGGUGGGAGAAUCCAAAUGCCCAGCUCCACUGUAGAAUCAAAUAUAGGGGAUUUCUCCAUGUGUGACCCAGUGAGGUUGGAAAAGGAGCCUCAUAGUCUCUGACGUACAUUUCGCUCAUGGUUUUGCAUUUCUCUGUGGCUCAAUGGGUACCACAGCUUCACUCUAGAGUUUGGAGAAUUCAGGGUGGUCAUCUCUCUACUGGAAAGUUAUUAGUUGGAAUUUUGUAGGGACAUGGAGAAGGCAUAGAUUUCUACCACCAUUUUGCUAAUGCUCCACUCCAAUUCUGUGCCUUUAUGUGGAUUCUGGUGGAAAAUCUAAAAGGGAGCUUGAGUUUGUGGAUUUUUCUCUAAGAACAAUGUUCAACUAGGAGGUGAUAAAUUAGGGUCACUUGGACAUUGGGGGGGGGUAUGUUAGUACCACUUCCUGGGGUGCCAUUUGCCUUUUACUCUCUGUGGGAAAGCUUGAAACUGCUCCCUUUGAUUUAAUACUUAGCUCAUAAGACUUGUUAUACAAGCUAUGGUCAAAGCUGAGUACUGCUAUAAAUUAAGGAUUUGUUAAUGUGAAUGACUAGGGAAUUGGUAGAUGAUCUAUGCUGUGAUGUCAUUUCCUAAUGCUACAGGACAAAGUACUAUGUAUGGUAACAAACCCAAUGCGAUGUUGGUGUUCAUUUUGGCAAAGAAGACCAUGAAACAUGUGUCUAAACCCA